GGUGCAACGUUGAUAAAAUUUCCCCGUAUCAUCAAAACACAGCUGUGUGUGCUAACUUUUUAUUCAUCCGCCUUAAAUUUGCGUUAACUUUUCUGGAAAACAUGAAGAAAGACUCACUGAGAGACCAUUUAGAUGGCAACGAGCUGGACUUGAGCCUGAGUGACCUUACUAAAGUACCUGUUAAGGACUUGGCAGCAUUACCGAAGGCAACAUGUUUGGACCUCUCAUGCAACCAGCUUACAAGUCUCCCAGACAAUUUUUCUACGCUGACUCGCAUAGUGAAGCUUGACCUGAGUAAAAAUCACCUGACUUCCCUCCCUGAGAACUUUGGUGACUUUCGCAACCUUCAGCGCCUCGAUCUUCUUGGUAACCAGUUAGAGCAUCUCCCAGUCAGCUUUGCCAAUCUUCGGAAUCUGAAAUGGCUGGACCUUAAGGAUAAUGAGAAUCUCGACAGCGGACUUAAGAAGAUUGCUGGGGACUGCUUAGAUGAUAAACAGUGCAAAGAAUGUGCCAAAAGGGUGGUGGCUUAUAUGAGUGCCAUACAGAGAGACAUUGAACUCCAGAAACAGAAGAAAGUUGAAAAAGAUAAAAAGAGAGCUGCAGCCAAACAAGCAGACCGAGAGAAGAAGUUAGAAGCUCUGAGGAAAGAGAAACAACUCCAGAAACAACUUGAGAGACAACAGAAGACGGAAGAGUACGAGGCAGCCAUGGCGGCCAGUAAGAGGAGGGAAGAGAAGAAAGAAAGGAAGAUGGCAAAGGCUUCCCAACAAAAGGCCAAUGGUGUGCAACACAAACCAGCUCAAACUAAAUCAGGAUCUUCUUGCCUUGUGGUCCUUCUCACUCUGUUUAUCACCCUCAUUGCCGUCUGUCUCGGAGUCUACUUCUACUGCGAGAGUGACAAGUCCAACCAGCAUUGCAUUGACAUUCACAGGGGGUUAAGAGAAGCUGUCGGCACAGCCACUGAAUGGACGCAACAGUUAAGAGCAAGAAUCACAAGUUAAGACUUCAUUUCUCGUUUUAAAACAUCUCUGCAAUUUGACACCAAUUGUCACAACAAUCAGGGUUAAAUCGGACAAUUAAGUGGGUGUAACUUUAUUCAGGUUCUUGCUGCAAAUUUACAAAAUAUCUGCUCUUCAUCAAAAGGCAAAGUUGAAUUUGAUUUCAAUUUUGCAUCACCUGACUUUUUGAAAAUAUUGAAAGUGUGUCCUUUUCUUUUAGCCGAGGAAGUUAUCAAAUUUCAUUUGAUACUCUGAACCAUAAUAAGCAGCCAAUUACAAACUAUUGCAUGUAACAAUUUUGUUCAGAAAUGUUUACGCUUAUUCGUUUCGAGUAAGCAUCAUCUUUAAAAUUGUUGUUUUUCUUUUCGUGAAAAAAAUGAGGGGGAAGCAACUUCGAAGCACCAACAAAUUACUUGGCAAAAUCGAAUGGUGAGGGUUUACUCUCCCACAUCUAAAACUUUAACUUCCGUCCUUGUCUUCUCUCAGUGGGGUUCUUGGCUAAGUUUAUUUUCCUGGUCUUCACAACCAGACUUAAUAGCAUGAAAUGAAAAGAAUUAUAAAAAAAACAGUAAAAAUAAGAUACAGAUUUGUUUACUGAGGAUUGAUUGCCUCAAGCACAUGAUCUCAAAUUCCUUUUAAAGGAAAGAUGAUGCUUCUCAAAUUGAUGUAUUUAAAGGAAAGAUUUUCUGUUCAACUCCGCUGCUGUGCAUUGCUUCAAGUAAUUUUCUUCAGUUCAGGUUGUUAACAUUGACUAGCUUUUCUUGUGAAGGAACAUUUUUUUUCUUGAUUUUUUUUUUCUCAGGAGCAAAGUAAUUUCUCACUUUUCAUAAUUUGGUUAUUAAUUCUUGUUAAAUUUGGGUAAAAUUAACUGCAUUAAAUUGAUAACAAUUUCAUGUACAAAAACCAAAAAUUUCAUUUCAUUUCCCCAACUGGCAAUGAUUUACUGCAGCCAUAAACUGCCCAAAGAAUUACUGUUAAAAACAAAAUAGAUUUGUCUCUUCCCUACCACCAAAAUUGUCUCUUCCAAUUGGUACAUAAUAUCAAGGAUUUGUAGUCGGACUUAAAGGCAGUAUAUUAUUGACAGAAAUGUCCGUAUCCUGCCACCAGGAUUUUGUUUGUAAGAAAUUAAAUU
This is a messenger RNA of Asterias rubens (European starfish), 2130 nucleotides long. RefSeq names its product leucine-rich repeat-containing protein 59-like. Lineage: Eukaryota; Metazoa; Echinodermata; Asteroidea; Forcipulatida; Asteriidae. The transcript is spliced from 8 exons. The record is from RefSeq and is a predicted model, not a curated record. Gene Ontology annotation, molecular function: protein binding. The coding region runs from base 102 to 1001 and encodes 299 amino acids.